GUUCUCAGCCAAUGGGAAGAGCCACCGAGGGAUGGAGGCGUGGGCCCUCAUCAGCCCGCGACUCCCUCCCGCCCACGAAGGGGAGGAGGAGGAAUCUGGGGGAGGAGACGGGGCAAGAAGGCCACAACCCAAGCCUGAGCUUUCAGUGGCCACAUGACCCCGGAUAGAUCACUGCCCCUGGCCCAGUGUUUCUGCCACCACAACCUGGAUAAAGUUGUGGCCGCAGUCCUGGUCCUGGGCCCGGUCAUGUCUGCUGGGGCCACCGGGCCAGAGCGGGGAAGCUGUAUCACUGCUUUCCCCAGUGUGCGUGUGGAAAAGUUAAAGGAGUGACUGACCAUCAGCGUUAAAUGACCAUGGGUCAGAUCGCCAGUCUCGAUUUCCUGACAUCCACCAAGGCCGACGCCCCGGAUGCUGCCGAUGCUGCCGACUCUCCCGACUCUCCAGAAGCCGCCGACUCUCCUGGCUCUCCGGAUGCCGCCGACGCUCCCGAUACUGCCGACGCUGCCGUUGCUCCGGAUUCUCCCAACUCUGCCGACUAUCGGGAUGCUCCCGACUCUGCCGACGCUCCAGAUGCUCCGGAUUCUCCCGACUUUGCCGACGCUGCCGUUGCUCCGGAUUCUCCCAACUUUACCGACUCUCGGGAUGCUCCCGACUUUGCCGACGUUCCCGAUGCUCCGGAUUCUCCCGACUCUGCCGACUCUCGGGAUGUUCCCGACUUUGCCGACGCUCCAGAUGCUCCGGCUUCUCCCGACUUUGCCGACUCUCGCGAUGGUCCCGACUUUGCCGACGUUUCCGAUGCUCCGGAUUCUCCCGACUUUGCCGACGCUUGGGAUGCUCCCGAAUUUUCCGACGCUCCCGACUUUGCCAGCGGUCUGGAUGCCCCCAUCUUUGCCGACGCUUCCGACUUCGCCGAUGCUCCCGAAGGCCCGGAGGCUGCUGCAGCUGCGGAUGGCCCCGGUCAGUCCAAGGGCCCAGACCCUGCCAUCGGCAAACGCUGCACUGCUCUAACUGAACUGGACCAGGUGGUCUCCGCCGGCCCCCAAGAGUCGAAGAAGUGUCGAGGUCCUGCCUGUGUGCUCACCAUCCCGAAGACGGAGGAAUUGACAGAAAUCUUGGUUGAAGAACGCUUAAGAUCCUUAGAAAAGACAGUAGUAAAAUUGGGGUCCAAGACCCAUUUCACCUUUCCAGUGGGCAUCAUCUUCACCACCUUUCUCUACUGUGGGGAAGCCUCCAGUGCCAUUUAUAUGGCAAAUAUCUACCGGAAGAACAAGGAUAUAUUCUGGAUGACAUUCACCUUUCUCUUCUUCUUACUGUCAUCGAUCAUGGAUCAGUUUACCCUCGUUUUCAUCCACCGGGAUUUGGCCAAAGAUAAACCCCUCAUGGUGUUCACACACCUUCUACUCUUGGGACCGAUUUUCAGAUGCCUAGAGGCCAUAAUAAUGUACCUUAAUCUGGGGAAGAAGGUGGUGGAGGACCCCUACGUCGGCAUCAUCCGCAAGAAAUUAUUCUACGAUGGCAUAGAAGAGGUGGUAGAAUGGGAGGUUGGCCACUCCACCCGAAUUCUGUCCCAUCACCGCAACGCCUUCAAACGUAUGGCUGUGAUGCAGGCCUACUUGGGCUCGGUGCCCCAACUGACCUAUCAGUCCUACGUGACCCUCUUAUCCAACGAAUUGCCUUUUCCGAGAGCGGUACUGAUCGGCUUCUCCCUGGUUUCGGUCACCUUCGGGUCCACCAUCUCCACCAUCCUGACCCUCCAGAUCAAGUACGAUGAGUACAAGGUCCAACUGGGGUUUUUGCAAUCCAUCUGGAUAAUCAUCUGGCGGACCCUGGAGAUCAUCACCCGCCUGGCCAUCCUCGUGGUCUUCUCUAUCUCCAUGAAGCUCCUGGCGCUGCCCUUCAUCUUCUUAAUCUUCCUGGUCAUCCUCUUGGAACCCUGGGUGCGCUUCUGGAUGAGCGGCGCCAAGCUGCCCGUGAUCGAGCGGACCCUGACCUGCGUGGGCACCACGGUGGUGCUGGUCACCGUCACCGUCAUCCACACCGGCAUCAACUACUUCAGCUGGUCGGCCAUGCAGCUGCGGCUGGACCAGCCGGAGCUUAUGAAGACAACGCCGGGGUGGGGCUCCAUGAUGUUGCACUACAGCAUCCGGCUGGUGGAGGACUUCAUCCUGAUAGCCACAUGGCUGUUCCGGCCCGAGAAGGCGGUGGUCCUGCAGAAUAUCUGCCGCCCCUACCUCGCCGUGCAGCUCCUGGUAUGCCAACUGCUCUCCUUCACCCUCCUGCUCUUCUUCUUCCAGUACUUGCAUCCGUUCCACUUACUCUUCCCCGAGUCCAUCUCCGAUUACAUCCACAAAAUGUGCCGCCGGCCCCGCUGGGCUAGGGCGAGGAACCCGGCCCCUCGGGACAGCACGGUGUGACUCGCCUGCCCGGGGAAGCUCCUCUGGGGUGGCUGUCGGAGUUUUGACUGGAAGCGUUCUUAAGGAGUGGAAGAAAGGUGCCUCUUUCUUGUUCUAGCAGCUGUCUCAAGUGUUGCUUCGCUUUGCCGGUGGAUCUGUCUGGGUGGGAGGAGGGGGAUGGGACUUCGGGGGUGAGCACCACCCUUCCCGUGGGGGGUUUCAGGGCUGGGGGCCGCCAAGGACUCUGCAAGGCAGUCCCUAGGCAUCAGCCUGGGGGAUAGUGGCAAAAGGCCACGGGGGUCUUUGUGUCCCAGCAGCCGUUAGCUUUGCCGUCCAGCCCCGGAGGUGGGGGUGGUCUCCCAGGGCUUCUCAGAGCUGGAUGGGGCGGGUUCAGCUGAAAGGGGACCUGCCAAGGGGGUGGGUCCCCUCCCUGCUUAGCUGACACCCGGAGGGCCGAGGGCACCUGACCGAAAGCUGUCGGGGUGACUGGGGAGCCCCGCUUGAACCAGAGGUUCCCGGUCCCCCGGCGUGCUAGGGAAAAAUGGGGACAAGGCUGGGGUUCCUCUCCCCACUUGUGGGCCCCCGGUAGCCAGAUGGGGACUCUCUGUGUCUCGCGGGGUCCCAGCAAGGUCCGAGGGCUUUCUGAGCUCCGACUGGGCCCUAGCGCUAAGACCCAGGCGAGCUCUGAAACUCGGGUCGGGGUGCUCUCCAACUCCGCCAAGCACCGGGGGUAGAAAGGUGGAGACCUUUCGCCAGCCUCAGGGGCCAGAACGAAGGCUUCCAUGUCCUGAAAGUGUCGGCCCCUUGGAGCCCCACCUCCUCGGGAGCCCCCACACUCUCCGAGGUGAAGAGUACCUGUGGUCCACAGCGGCCUUAGAGAUCCCUUGCCUCCGUGGUUUUCCAGGUGUGGGAGCAAGGCCAUUGUUUUCUCCUCCAGGCCUUGUCGGUAGGAAUCCCAGCUUCCUUUAGCCUACAUCUCUAACAGGACUGGAGGGCUUCUUAGCCUGGCUGAAGAGACCCUUCCGAAUCAGGUCUUUCUGACUCACUGAGUUUUGGAAGUCUGCCUGCCAAAUCCCAAGCUUCAAACCCCAUCCCGUUUGCUCUCCUUUCAAAAGUUCUGCCCCACUUUCACUCCCUCAUAUAAUGAAAAGGGGACACUGGGCGUGACUUCCAAUCACAGAACUGAAUUUUAAUUAGGGCCGUGUUCGGGCUAGGUGGAAAUCUAAAAAUCAAUUAGAAUCGGCUAUAAAAUAAAGCUUUUCAUUUCACUGUGAAAA
Messenger RNA from Ornithorhynchus anatinus (platypus), 3670 nucleotides. It is a transcript of the gene XKRX, whose product is annotated as XK related X-linked. Bases 348 to 2414 code for a protein of 688 amino acids. Lineage: Eukaryota; Metazoa; Chordata; Mammalia; Monotremata; Ornithorhynchidae. The record is from RefSeq and is a predicted model, not a curated record. The transcript is spliced from 5 exons. Gene Ontology annotation, cellular component: membrane.